AUGGUCCAGUCCCGCUCAGGCCGUGAUCACCCACUUGCAAAGGGCGGCUCAUUAUUCGAAGAAACACCGACCAAUCCUCCUCCAUCGCAUACAGCGGCUAUUUUUGUAGCCGCCCUCGCUCUUGGUACCGCAGCAUACGCCAGCGCAGGCUUCAUUAACUCUGGAAUCGACAGACUACUGAGCUCUCCUGUAAUACCAAUCGCAGAUGUACCGUCACAUACUUCGAACAAUAUCGUAAACUUGGGAUAUGCAUCUUAUCGUGGUCUAAGAAACGAAACUGUCCCUAGCGUUGUUUCCUGGCUAGGAGUUCCCUACGCCCAACCCCCCCGUCGGUUCAGGGCUGCGCAACCGUUGGACGAGACUCCGCGUGAGCACAAUUUGAAGGACUUGGUUCGAUACCCACCCUUUUGUGUGCAAGGAUGGGCUCCAUGGGCAGGUGCGGAAGAUCGCGGGGGUGCAGGAUCUGAGGAUUGCUUGUUCUUGAAUAUUUAUGCCCCAAACAUCGCGACCAAUACGAGUUCACUUCCGGUUUUGGUGUACAUACAUGGAGGAGGAUAUCAUAAUGGAAACCCACGUGCUUGGCCAUUCGAUAAUUGGGUUGAACGUUCCUCGACUCCGUUUGUAGCGGUAAGCGUUUACUACCGCCUCUCAUCACUUGGAUUCUUGGCAGCACCCGAAGGACCAGAUAAGGGACCCCGAGCUUCUCUGAACGCUGGAUUACACGACCAAAGAAUGGCUCUUCGUUUUAUCCAGCGACAUAUUCACUCAUUUGGUGGGGAUCCCAAGAGAGUUACCAUUAUGGGCCAAAGCGCCGGAGCUGGGAGCGUAGGGUCCCAUAUUGUUGCGCAAAAUGAGAACCCGGAUGAGCAACUCUUCCAUCGUGCUAUUCUACAGAGCUGGUACCGUGCACCUCUCUUGAAUCCGGCCGGGCGUAAAACCGUAUGGAAUUAUCUGAUCAACCGAGUUGGAUGCUCUCAUUGGUCAUGGGGCUUAUCUCGCACACUUCAAUGCCUUCGCGAGGUUGAUCAUGUGAAGCUCAUUCAAGCUGCCGACGAAGGGAUGGCCAAACAUCCUACUCACGACAGCGUCCUCAGCCAUGCAACCUUCUCUGAGCUAGCAAAAGCGACGUACCCAAAGCUGUCUUCCGCCGAUAUUCGUAUGCUGGAGAAUACAUACAGUCAAACAGACAUCGCUCCGGAAGAUAUUCCAGAGGUGGCAAUGUCAGAGGCUAUGUUCCGAUGCAGUUCACAUUUUAUUGGAAACAAGCAAGGCCCACGAGUAUAUGCGUAUCGAUUUGACGAACCAGAUCCGGUAAAUUAUGAACGCGCAGGUCAUUCUGCAGAUAACUACAUAAUGUUCGAAGGAACGAGAACUGGGUCUAACGGGAGCGUCACAUUCAACCCUCUUACACCAUCUCAGCGAGUGCUGUCUGAUGAAUUAAUAUCUUACUUUGUAAAAUUUGCAGCGACUGGCAAUCCCAACGCACCACAUUCAAUGACUGACAACGUGCAAGCGACCUUGGCACACGCAUCAGACGCACAAGAGCAUAUAUCCCCUAUUUGGCCGACGUACGAUACUGGGAAACGAAUCGUUUUUCGUGCUCCUGAAGGUGGAACGGGAACGAGCAGAGGUGUUCCCGGAGCUACCCAUAUUGAAGAGUUUGAUGAGAACGAGAUUGAGAGGUGCAAAGUUUGGGAGAGCCUGACAGAGGCUAUUCAGAUUUAA
Molecule: messenger RNA, 1725 nt
Organism: Rhizoctonia solani
Lineage: Eukaryota; Fungi; Basidiomycota; Agaricomycetes; Cantharellales; Ceratobasidiaceae
Product: carbohydrate esterase family 10 protein
Exons: 11
Coding region: 1-1725 (574 amino acids)
Source: RefSeq, a predicted model, not a curated record